AGGUAUCAGCCUGCACCCAGCAGCAUCACCAGCACCAGCAAGUGCACCAGCAGCAGCGUCACCAGCAACCCCCGCGGGUCAACAACCACGAGACCACGCACCUGCCGCCCCGCCCGCGGCGAUGGCUCCGAUGCCUAGCGCCCCGCCGGUGCCGGAGGCCCAGCGCCCAGACCUACUCUCAACAGCUACCUUCCAAGCGCCGCAACCGCCGCAACUGCCGCCGCCGCCGCAACCGCCGCCGCCGCAACCGCCGCCGCCGCCGCGGCUCCUCGGCUUCAGCGAUCACUUGUACGAUUCGCUGCUCCGGCCGGCAGUGGAGGCGGCUGAGGCGCAGUGGGUGGCGGGCGGCGACCGGAGCCUGUUCAGGCGGCACCGGGGCCUGCAGCUGGAGGCGAGGCGGCAGCAGCGUCACCAGCAGCUGCGGGCCAGGCAGCAGGCGCAACAGGGGCAACAGGCGCAGGGGCUGGGGCAGGAACAUGGGCUGCAACAGCAACCGACAAGGCAGGCAGGGCAGCCAGGGCAGCCAGGGCAGGAGGGCGGGACGCGAACAGCAGGGGCCAGCUGGCACCAGCACCCGCACCAGUACCCGCACCCGCACCUGCACUCGGAUCAGCAGCGACACCAGGUCAGUGGUGGCGGGUUGUUACCGCCGUACCCGCCGCCGCCCCAGCCCCCGCCACCGCCACUCCUGCGGGACUGGCAGCAGCAGCAGCAGCACCACCACCACCACCACGUGCCCACGGAAAUCCCCACGGCCACGGCGCGGCCCCCAACCCUUCCCGUAAGUGGCUUCCACGCCUUCGGCGCCGCACCGGCAGCACCACCUCACACACUAGCCGGCGGCGGCUUGCCGGCAAGAGCAGCAGCAGCUGGGCCGCACCUGCCGCAGGUCUUAGCUCCAUGGCAUCCUACCGCUUCCACGGCCACCACAGACGAUUCCUCCCCCAGCCACCAGCAUGAUGACCAUAAUUACACUCCACAGCUUCACCCGCAUAAACACCAACACCAGCGCCACCAGCACCAGCACAGUCAACAACAACAGCCAGAAGGGGGCGAGAUGCUGGAGAAGCUGCGGCUGGUGCUGUCGUACGAGUACGACAUGCCGCUCGAGGAUGUACGGCCGGAUCUGGAUCUGGGGCAGCUGCGGCGGCCGGCGGCGGCGGCAGGUGUCGCUGGUGCUGUUGUUGUGGGGGACGGCGCUCACGAUGAUGAUGACCAGUCCGGGCAACAGGCGGUGGUGGACUGUGUGGAGCGCUCCUUCGAGAUGUUCCUGCAGCUGGGCGGCGGCUGAGCCGCCCUGACUGUGGCACAGCUGGCGGCGGCGGUGCGGGGAGUCGGCGGGGACGCCUGGAGCAGGAGUGGGGCUAGCGGUGGGUCAGAUAGGGGGAGUGGGCUUCGGGAGUGGGCCUAGCGGGUGAGGCGAGGGAUGUGAGGGUGCCGGGCUGCGGGGGCGGAGUGGAGCUCUGGGGUGGAGGUGGGGGAGUUGAGGUGCGUGGGGGUGCUGCGGUACCCAUUGGUGGGUGGGUGAUACUUUCAUACGCAUCAUGGGGACUGCGGUAUUGAAGGCUACGAUUCAUGCAUACUAGGGGGUGGGUGUUUCUCUCUGGGCCGGAGAUGGUCCCUCGCGGCGUGGGUGCGGUGUGCCCCCGCUUGUCGGGUUGUCCCUUCAAUUGUAAUUCGCAUCCAUACUAAUGUCUGCGUGGUCCGGGCGCUGGACUCAAGGCUGGACUGUUGGGAGAUACGGUUUUUGUACACUCAUACUGAAGCUUGCACUGUUGUAGGAAUCGUGAUACGCGACGCGCAACUCUGUAUGCCGUUGUUGGGCUGUGCGUAUGCGCGUCAGGAAGAGGACAGGCUGCGUAGUCCCCGGAAGAGAACAUGGGAGAUUGCGUGAGACUGGUCAACUGCUCGGAGGUUCUGGAACACGCCUAUGAUAGUGUGCGGGUUGGAUGGAACUGAGCACGCGGCUGUGUUGAUUGACGAGGGGCUCAGCAGCCAAGGGUAUGCAGGGCUGAGGCUUGACCGGGAGUCAUGUGCACAACGUCGG
Messenger RNA from Chlamydomonas reinhardtii, 2047 nucleotides. RefSeq lists its product as uncharacterized. The record is from RefSeq and is a predicted model, not a curated record. The coding region runs from base 122 to 1291 and encodes 389 amino acids. The transcript has 3 exons. Lineage: Eukaryota; Viridiplantae; Chlorophyta; Chlorophyceae; Chlamydomonadales; Chlamydomonadaceae.